UUUACUAAGCCAAUUCUGGAACGCUAUUGAUUAUGAUCCCUUAAAAGGAUUUUAAAAGGCUUUUAAAGGAUACCGUUCCUUGUUCUGAAUGCUGAAAUUUUCCCAACUUUCCAUUCGGUGAUGGCAGAGAGCAGAGAACAUCGGUUCCGGAUUAGCUGUUUAUUACAAUGAAAACAUACUAAUAACUGUCGUAUCAUCAUAAAAGAGUCAACACGCUUCGCUAUUGAUUCGGCAUAAAACGCUGCCACGCGUCACUAAAUUAUGGUAUUUAUUCAACUUCUUGUGCCGGGAAACAAGUUCAUAUUAUAUAUGUGUAAACAGAAACAGUGACCUGACCCGAAGUCGGAGUCGGAGUCGGAGCAGGAGCAGCGAACGUACGGAUUAGUCGCCCUCGAAAGGGAUCAUCACUGGCGGCACUACCCACAGGACAUCAGGACAGGACAAUAGCAGCUUUACAGUCGACGUCGUUCGGUUCGGUAUGCGGCGAUGAAAAUAAACAUUUAUUAUUAUUUCUUUCACUUCCUUUCUCCAACUCCGGCGAUGCGGCGAUUUUUGACGGCAACCGAAUAGUCCCAUAUUCAAAUCCAUUGCCCGCGUAUAGCCCGUUGUCGAAAAGGGACGGAAAUGUGUCGCUGUGACAAACACAAGAAGCGUGCCGGCUCUAAAGUGCUCUCGGAUUUGACUGUCGGCGGAUCCGUUCGGGCCAGCAAGGCAGCGCAAGAGCAACGAGAGGGAAUUCGUCGAAGCGUAUCAUCCGUGACAAAUUGCCUAAUGGCAGCGCAUCGUCAUCGCCGAUUUGGCGUCAUUCUUCUCUGGUUAUUCCGGCGCAGUUUGUAUGUCCGCACUAUUAAACUGUUGUAAACGGCUCCGAAUGGUCUUUUCGAAACCCAUAAGUCAAUAUUAUAUCUACAAUAAUGAGUCGUAUUUAUGGGGUAUCAUGAGAGCGUUUUUUUUAAUAUUUCAGAAAUUUUCGAAUUGGCAGUAGACCAACGAUGAAUUAAGUUGGUUUAUUCAACCUCCUGUUCUAGGCUAAAUGCCUAAAUACAUUGUUCAUUGUUGGAAAAAUAUUAGUGAGCAUUUGAAAACGGUCCGUAAUCGGAUGUUCGGCGAAGCUUUCGUUUGUUGUCGGAACAGGAGCGUUGUAUGGCCUUCAUGUCAACUUUGCGAAUGCAUCUCUUGAUUCUGCCAAUCAACUGUUAGCAAUUCGUGGCUCUCCAGUUAUUUUUGUACACCAAGGAGCACAAAACCCCGAAGAAAUCUUCGAUUAGGCGACACUGAGGUAGAUUUAUCGGGUUGUGGUUUUUGGGUACAAUUGGGAUCGAAUGGGUAUUCAGGAACGAUUGUGCUUUUUGGCGCAAUGCGAUGACGCUUUAUCCGGCCAAAACACGUAUUGUCCAUCAGCAUGAUGUUUUUGAAAAAACGGGAUCAAAACAUUCUACAAACAUUCGUUCUGGUACACAUCUUGAUUGAUUGCCAACCCAGAUGGCUUGAACCAUGGCUUAGAAAUACCUUUCUCGGAAAUGACAAUGUACAGCAUCACUUAUGCUUAAACUAAUAUUUUAUGUUCGGAUAUACAGUAGAACUAUCUGUUGAAUAGUAUCGAUCGUUUGCGGGAAUCUGCGUCUUCGAAAGAGGGAAGUAACUUGCGUCGUCCAAAACAAAACUUUUUCCGGAAAAAAUUUUUAAUCAACCAGCGGCAUUGGGAAUUCAGCGUUGAAAUCUGUGCGUCAGUAUAUCCCGGGGCUCGUGUCUUCUUUCGGUACUUUAUUCCGAGUCUUUUCAAUGUUUUGCAGAUGUACUGGUGAGAACAGUUGAACUGCGGCAUCCCUUUGACUCAGUGAAUCCUUGUUGUUGAAGGCACGAGAAAGAGAACGAAGUCCUUUUGCGUCCAUAAUUUUGACUGGUCUUCCACUACCUUCUUUACGAGCAGUUGUUGGGCAUCUUAUGAUAUUGUAAACUGUCGAAGCCGCAACAUUUUUGCUUUUAAAAUGUUGUACCGUAUACUAUUUGCCGAGAUUUCUGUGCAGUUCGUAGAUAAUACUUCUUGUUUCGACGACAUUUUGAACAAAACUGAGCAAGCAAACAAAAAUAAAAUACUAGCAGAAAGAGGAGAAAGAGAGCUAACACAUACACACUCUUAGUUCUUUCUGAGCUCGUUUGUUGUUGAACAUACAGGCCUCGAAAAAAUUCCAAAAUUUUAGUUGCCACCCGUUACAGGUUUAGUGUUCGGUAAUGUGUGAAAAAAUUCGGUUUCUACGUCGAAUAAAUCGUUCAAAAUGGUAAGAGCAAAUUCAGCAGCUAGAAGUUCUAUAUGGAAGAUCUAUAAUAGAGUAGAAACUGGCACAAACGUAUCCCAAGGAAGCCGUUCUAGUUUUAUUUAUUCGACCAGUUCUUCUGUCAAAUAUAAAACUAUUCUACGAUGCCGUUCUAAUUUUUUGUAUAUUUGAAACACGAGUAAAAUACUGCUUGGGCUGCCAGUUUUUCUUGUUAUAAAAUUCAGACUUAAAUUUUGUAAUUGACAUAAAUUAUGCAUCUAGAACUAGAACACUACUGAAUAUGCCCUAAGACUAUCCCCUCUAAAUUUAAAUAAUAAUUUCAUGGUUUAAAUUGAGAUAUGUAUAACAGUUCAAUCGAACAGUUUUCAUUGCCAGUAACUUCAGCCACAGGGGCGACAACAAGCAAAUUGUUGGAUUUUUGACGUUUCUCCCUUCGUUCGCUGCAAUAGCACGUGCGUUUGUUUUGAUAUUCUUGCUGUGCGGCGACUAGCCGACUUGUGUACACACACGUUUCUUUCGCUGCCAGAAGUACAGUAGUUUCUGUUCAAUAUCAUUUUGUAGCACAAUUUUAUUCAGAAUACAAUGGAUUUAAUGCUAAGUAACUUUAUCACCGAUGCUGAACCAAAGGUUGAGAAGAAGAAAACGAAAUCCUUCAACGGCGCAAACGAUGGUGGAUCAAAAUUCAGUAUGGUUUUCAGUAAAUCCCAACCGAUUAAAGCAAUCGUGGCACGGAAACGGACUGCACCCGUCGUCCCAUCUGAUAAAGCCAUCGUCCCGCAGAAUAAACCAGCGAAAAGACCAGAGCAGAAGAAGUCCACCAGAGCUCAACAACACGCAAAAAAAUCAAUCAAAACGACAUCAAAAACCGAGGAACCGCCUGACAUCGCACCAAAGAUGAUGAAGCAGAAGGAAAGUGAUUUUUCGCUCAGUAAUGAGUUCAAAAAGAUAAAAGUCAUCCGAAAGUCUAACAUUUUCGAUCGGUUGAAGCAUCAAAUGCCCAAAGUUGAUUUGCCGGACGUCAAUCCAUUGACGGAAACGGUGUUCAGCGAUGCCGCCCUAGAUUCGCUAGAUAUUCAUUCCCAUUCGAAAAAGAACGUUGUCGAUCUACUGGGCUACCAGAAGCUAACCGUCGUCCAGAACAUGUCGAUUCCGAAAAUCCUGGAAGGACGAGACGUUUUGAUCCGAGCGCAGACGGGUUCCGGUAAAACAUUGGCCUAUGCCCUGCCACUGGUGGAGCGAUUGCACUCACAGGAGCGCAAAAUUUCCCGAACGGAUGGAAUCAUCGCCGUCAUAAUAGUUCCGACCCGGGAACUGGCUCUUCAAACUUACGAACUGUUUGUGAAACUGCUGAAACCCUUCACCUGGAUUGUAUCCGGGUAUUUGUGCGGUGGCGAGAAACGAAAAGCGGAAAAGGCUCGACUGCGGGCCGGGCUAAACAUCUUGAUCGGAACUCCCGGUCGGUUUUGUGAUCACAUUAAAAAUACGGAAUCGAUGAAAUUAGACUCGGUGCGGUAUUUGAUUUUGGAUGAAGCAGAUCGGUUACUGGAACUUGGUUACGAAAAGGAUGUUAAACAAAUAGUGGAAUCGAUUAAAGGAAACCGACGACCGGAUGAUGGUGAUCAAACCAUACAAACGGUGCUGCUGUCGGCCACUUUGACAAACUCGGUGAAAGAGUUGGCCGGAUUGACGUUGAUUAAUCCGGUUUCUGUAGAUACGAGUGAUAUAGCAGUAGAACAACGGCUCUUUGACAACGUACAGGUAGAGGAUUUGGAGGAACGAAUAACCAUUCCGGCAACUGUUCGGCAGAGUUAUCUUGUAGUGCCACCAAAGCUACGACUCGUAACCCUCAGUGGUUUGCUUUCCUAUGAACUGAAUCGAAAAGUGAAGAAGGCACUGGUUUUUAUGGCAACUCAGGACUUGGUGGAUUUCCACUACGAUGUUAUGGUGGAAGUUCUAACACAGAAAAAGCUGGAUUCCGAAAACGAGAACAGUUCGGAUGAUGAUGAUGAGGACAACAUGAGUGAAUCGGAUUCGGCGUCAGAAUCGGAUCCAACCGAAGCCAUACUGCUGCCGAACGUAAGUUUUUUGAAGCUUCACGGAAAAAUGACCCAAAUUGAGCGCAGCUCGGUGUUCAAAGAAUUUCGCACCUUCAAAUCGGCCGUCCUUCUCUGCACCGAUGUGGCGGCAAGAGGAAUUGACGUUCCGAGUGUCGAUUUGGUCAUCCAGUAUCAAGCACCACAAAUCCUCGCCGACUAUGUGCACCGUGUGGGACGAACGGCCCGGGCCGGCCAGAGCGGAAAGGCGGUACUGUUUGUGGAACCGGCCGAGAUUGAGUUCGUCAAAUAUCUUGCCGGUAAGCAGAUCAAACUGCAGGAGGAACGGGUUGAACCGAUUGUCAAUCGAAUCGGGCAGUUAUUGAACGGUACGGCAGAGCGAAAACACAAAAACAAGGAACAAGCGGUCAUUGAAUUGCAGCAUCGUUUCGAGAAACUGGUGGCAACGGAGAAGGAGCUUUUCAGUCGAGCUUGCAAGGCGUUCGUUUCCUGGGUGCGGUAUUAUUCCAACUUCCCGAAGGAACUACGCCGGAUCUUCGCUAUCAAAGCCGUGAACAUGGGUCACUACGCAAAAUGUUUGGGCCUGCGCGAUCCACCGAAGCAACUGGUCCGACAGCGUGCCAGCGCUCCCGACGGAGGGAACGACGGUAGUAAAUUUCAACGACGGAACGGAAAUGGAAACCGAGGUUCCGCAAAAGGUCGCCUUCAGAAAGGAAACAACCUUCCGGAUCGAGCGAAAUUUAACCCGAAGAAACGAUCCGUGCCGCAUGAUAGGUUCGGGAAAGAUCGUCGUCCGUCCGAAGGUCCCGUCCAUAAGGAUCUGGCUGGUUAUGCCAAGGCGUCACGAGUGCUCAACAUGUCCGAAUUCGACAGUGGUUUAGCGCCACCGGCCAGGAAGAAAGUCAAAAAGCAUUAACCGACCGACUGACCGCAGAGUCCUACUACCGACUACGUCUUACCCGUUGUAUCCACACACAGAUUUGUUUCGAUACAUAUAUUUUUUUUGUUGUUGUUGUUCCGAAACGGGAUAAUGAUUCGCAUUACAGAAAUAAAUUAAAGCAAACAACCUGAGCGUACAGAAAUUGUGAUUGUUAUUAACAGAGAGUGGCGCCGUUGCCGCAACCACCGUCGGGUGCAACCGAGAGAGAGAGAAAGGAGAUAUAAUAUUUGCGGGUCAGCUAAAGCAAACAAACUAAUAAGCCGCCAUCAUCAUCAUCAUCAUCAUCAUCAGCUUCUUCUUCUUCGUCGUUUUUUUUCCUCAUCCUCGACGUUGCCGAGAUGAGUUGAGCGGUAAAUCGCUUACGCAAAACCACAAACAAUUGUGCGAUGUUGCAGUAGCCGGUCAAAUAAUUUAGUCUUAAAGAAGCAGAUUGCAGAGUCCUCUACCUUGAUGCUGCUUUCCAUCCAUAUUCGAUUCGGUUAGAGGUUACUAAAUAAGUUCAUUUGGCUAAGAAUAUCAGUACAAAUCUGGGACUGAUAGAUGAAUAAGAAUUAUACCGGAAUAAAUAAAUUAGUUUAG
Messenger RNA from Malaya genurostris, 5849 nucleotides. Its product is annotated as probable ATP-dependent RNA helicase CG8611. The transcript has 4 exons. NCBI's taxonomy places the organism in Eukaryota, Metazoa, Arthropoda, Insecta, Diptera, Culicidae. Gene Ontology annotation, biological process: ribosome biogenesis. Gene Ontology annotation, cellular component: nucleus. The record is from RefSeq and is a predicted model, not a curated record. The coding region runs from base 2859 to 5246 and encodes 795 amino acids. Gene Ontology annotation, molecular function: ATP binding; nucleic acid binding.